AUGGGGUUCUACAAGAAGGCGGGCGGCUACGGCAAGAAGGACUACGCGGCGAUCUUCGGGCCGCAGUACAACGGGCCCAAGAUCGACUACGUCAUCAUGCGGGGCCCCCGCCUGGGCAGGCCGAGGAACGGCGAGCAGCGCACCAUACCGAAGCUCAGCGGCGGCUCCUUCGACAAGCGCAAGGACAUCAUGAAGUGCCUGACGACCGCGGUGAUCAAGCACGGGCGCGUAAAAUCGACCUACGCUAGGGCGCUCGCCGUGCAGAGCUUCAUCGACAGGAUGAUCGUUCUGGCGAAACGCGGCGACGACCUGUCCCGGCGCGAGGCCGAGGAAUGGAUGAUCGACUCGGGCUUGGUCGAGAACCUCUUCAAGUUGGCGCCAGAGCGCUACAGCGACAAGUUCAAGGACUUCACGCAGGUCACCCGCACGAUGCCCAAGAGAGGUGCGGAGAUGGCGUACAUUGAGCUCGUGUGA
Molecule: messenger RNA, 474 nt
Organism: Prorocentrum cordatum
Lineage: Eukaryota; Dinophyceae; Prorocentrales; Prorocentraceae
Source: the annotation of a GenBank genome assembly